This is a messenger RNA of Aspergillus ochraceoroseus IBT 24754, 411 nucleotides long. RefSeq names its product tubulin-binding prefolding complex subunit YKE2. NCBI's taxonomy places the organism in Eukaryota, Fungi, Ascomycota, Eurotiomycetes, Eurotiales, Aspergillaceae. The transcript is spliced from 4 exons. Gene Ontology annotation, cellular component: prefoldin complex; cytoplasm. Bases 19 to 387 code for a protein of 122 amino acids. Gene Ontology annotation, molecular function: protein-folding chaperone binding. The record is from RefSeq and is a predicted model, not a curated record. Gene Ontology annotation, biological process: chaperone-mediated protein complex assembly; protein folding.
UCUUGUUCCCGAUAUAUCAUGGCUGAUCCACAGAAGCAGCUCCAAGCUCUUUCGGAUGAAUUCCAAGCUCUCCAGACCGAACUAGACGGUCUGGUCGAAGCGCGCCAGAAGCUGGAAUCACAACAGCAGGAGAACAAGAGCGUCCAAAAAGAGUUCACCUCGUUAGACGAUGACGCAAAUAUCUACAAGCUGGUCGGGCCUGUGCUGCUGAAGCAGGAUAAGAGCGAGGCUAUGAUGUCCGUCAAUGGACGUCUAGAGUUUAUUGAGAAGGAAGUCCAACGGAUUGAAGGCCAGAUCCAGGAGAACCAGGACAAGAGUGACAAGAAACGGACGGAGAUUGUGCAAUUCCAGAGCCAGGUUCAACAGGCGGCUGCGGCAUCUGCUUGAACUCAGCUGGAAGUUGAACUGGAG